Calliphora vicina (urban bluebottle blowfly) is the source of this 3361-nucleotide messenger RNA. It is a transcript of the gene EMC1, whose product is annotated as ER membrane protein complex subunit 1. The coding region runs from base 46 to 2805 and encodes 919 amino acids. Lineage: Eukaryota; Metazoa; Arthropoda; Insecta; Diptera; Calliphoridae. The transcript has 12 exons. Gene Ontology annotation, biological process: protein folding in endoplasmic reticulum. Gene Ontology annotation, cellular component: EMC complex. The record is from RefSeq and is a predicted model, not a curated record. Gene Ontology annotation, molecular function: protein binding.
AAAUAAAUAAAGUAAAUAGUUUUAAAGUUUAGGCGAACACUUAAAAUGCAUAUUCAAAGAAACAGUUCUCUGCGGCUGUUAGCGGUUUUUAUGCUGGUGGCAAUAAGUUCUGUAAAUUCCCUAUAUGAAGAUCAAAUAAAAAAAUUUGAUUGGAGAACUUUACAAAUCGGUGGUGUCAAUCAGGCCUUUUUGGAGUUGAAUGGAUUUCAACCACGUCUCUUAGUCAGUACCAGAGAAAAUGUAGUGGCCUCGCUAUGUCCCAAAACGGGAGAAAUUUUGUGGCGUCAAGUUUUUGAAACUGGAGCCAGGGGUAGUGUAAAAUUAUUGCAACUUUCCUCUGCAUCCGGAACUGCUGAUUCUACUGCUGCCGCUAGAGCCGGCUCUAGUCAUGGCUUCGAUAUGUUAACUGUACAGGGUCAUGCUCCUGCUUUGGUGCGUGGUUGGAAUUCAAAUACCGGUCAUUUAGAAUGGGAAUGGUCUUUAAUGCCUCUACAAACCGAAAAAGCCAUUAAUUCGCUGUGGUUUUAUCGCAAUUCCCUGCUUUAUCAUGUAUUGCCCGUGUGGCAGCACCAUCUAGAAGUGACACAAUAUUUUGCCACAUCUGGCCAAGCUACUGGCAAUACAGCUAAAAUCACAGCUCCCUGGAUAACACAAGAAAAAUGUAUUUUAGCUGGCGUGUAUUUCACCUGUGCUGAAGGUACAGAAUUGAUUAGUUUAGAUUUGACAGCCACUCAACCCCAAGUUAUUAGGAAACAACUUGGUAGUACACCAACACAACCUAUCAAGUCAUUGGAGGGUUUAAAUGGCAUUGUUGUAGUCAAUGGUAAACUUGUAACAGUUAAGGAAGAUAUGCACAGCUGUAGUGCCUUAUCUAGCCAAAGCUUCUUGUUGGGUCGUUUCAAAAAUCAAAAUGUUAUUGUAACAGCCGAGGUUAAAGACAAAACUCUUAAUAUUGAGGGUUAUUUGGCUGACACUUGUCAAUCGGUAGCAGAAUUAUCAAAUUCUGUGGCCUAUCCAGAUCACUAUGGUACACCCACUUUAAGAACAUUUGAUUGCAAAGCGAAUCGUAACAAUGAUGGCAAGGGAUGUCUUUUCAUUGUCGAUACCACAGAUGACAGUGUCUUGGCCUUACAACAAUCAAAAUUCCGUUGGACGAAAUCUGAGGCCUUGGCUAACGUUAUAGCUACCGAGUUUAUAGACUUGCCUUUGGCAGAUAGUGAGGGCGAACUAGAAAAUGAAAUGAAAGGCAAAACUGGUGUUGAUCCAAGUCUGGAGACCGACAUCCUCAGCGCUUUUAUGCACCGUUUGACCUCCCAGAUGCUGCACUUCAAAAGUAUCUUCUUACAUGUUAUGGGCUUGGGUCCUAAACCCUCUGAUACCCAAAAAGCUGGCUUGGUACGCGACUCCUUUGGUCUGCACAAAAUGUUGGUGAUUUUAACUAAAAGUGGCAAAGUCUUUGGUAUUGAUAACAUUAGCGGCAGACACCAUUGGCAAUUGUAUUUGAAUAAUGUUGAAGAGUUUGCCAAUGGCGAACAAAUGCGUUUACUCAUCCAAAGAACCAGUAAACAUUUUCCAUUACAAGCUCUCUGCACCAUUGUGGCCAGAGACAAGGCAACGGGUAAUGGUGUUUUAUAUCGUUUUAAUCCCAUUACUGGUGCUGCAGCUGAGGGUGGUCUCAUACAAUUGAAUCAUAAAAUUAGACAACUUUCUUUGUUGGCUGAAACGGAAACGGAUUUCGUUAAGGGUAUUUUAAUUAUGGAUGGCAAUAAUAAAGUUAAUGUUUAUCCCGAUCACGCUAAGUCAAAGGCUGAUGGUUUAUAUUUGUAUACCGCUGAUAAAUCAAAUUCCCAAUUGAAUGGUUUCUAUGUUAAAUUUGCCCAUAAUCAAUUAUCUACGGUACCUUUGUGGAAUGUGGACUUGGGCGGUCAUGCUGGCGAUCAUAAAAUCAUUACUGUGGCUUCGAAAAAUCCCAUUGAAACAGUUCAUUCCCAGGGUCGCGUUAUGCCCGAUCGUUCGGUGUUGUACAAAUACAUUAAUCCAAAUUUGGUGGCUGUUUUCACUCAGGCUACUGAUAGUAUACAUAAAUAUUUGCUUAAUGUUUAUUUGGUGGAUGUUGUCUCCGGUUCGAUUGUCUUCUCCAUGAUGCAUCGCAAAGUUCGUCCUCCCCUGCAUGUUGUGCAUUCGGAAAAUUGGUUGGCAUAUGCCCAUUACAAUGACAAAGUUAGACGCACUGAAAUAACUACUAUUGAAUUAUAUGAAGGUAAAACACAAGCUAAUAGCACCGUCUGGAGUUCUUUAAAUGCACCACCUAUGCCUCUAGUGGAACGUCAAUCCUACAUUAUACCCACAAGUGUGUCAGCCAUGCGUGAAACCAUUACCGAAAGAGGCAUUACCAGUAAAGAUGUUUUAAUUGGUACUACCAGUGGUUCUAUAGUUGAGCUGCCUUGGGCUUUGCUAGAUCCACGACGACCUAUUUCAUCUUCUUCGAAUGGUCGCGAUGAGGGAGCUAUGCCCUACAUUCCAGAAUUACCGCUGCCCACAGAGAAUAUGAUAAAUUAUAAUCAAACUAUAGCGAGAUUACGUUAUAUUUAUACAGCUCCCAGUGGUUUGGAAAGUACCUGUUUGGUAGUAGCAGCAGGUUUAGAUUUAUUUGUUACGCGCAUUGCACCUUCAAAAACUUUCGAUUUGCUUAAGGAAGAUUUUGAUUAUAUAUUAAUAUCCGUUGUUUUGGUAGUUUUAACAUCAGGUUCUUUGGUGGCCAAACAUUUAGCAUCGCGCAAAUCCAUUAAACAAGCAUGGAAGUAGUUUAUUAUUAUUAUUUUUUAACUUAAAUAAAUGUAAUGUAAUUGAAAAACAAAACAUAACAUAACAACAACAACCCUAAACAAACAAAGUAUCAUCGACUUUGGAGCAGCAUUAAAUAUUAAAUCAAUUCAGAUUUUAUAUAUAAAAGUUAUAUAGGAAAAUUAUAAACAUUAAUUUUUAUUACUUUCUGUUUUUUUUUUCAUUUAAUUUCAUUUUUCAUGUUUGUUUUUCAAUAGUUAAAUGUGCGUACUAAAUUUUUGUUUUAUUUUUGUCAUGUUUCCACAAAAAAGCUUUAAAUCUUUUAAAGUUUUUCCUUAAUCAAUAUUUUAUAAUUAAAUGCAUUUUCGUUUAGCUCUUCUUUAGUUUCUUAAUACAUUUUUGAAUUGCUUUUAAAAUAAAAGAAGGUCAAAUACAGCAGUCAUUAAAUUAAUAUUUAAUAAAGUUUGUAUAGAUUUAAUUUAAUUUAAAAUAAAAUAAUUAUAAAAAAUACAAAAAGAAAAAUCAUAUACAUAUAAAAAUAAAUAAAAUGAAAAGGGAGUAAAACUGUGUAAAAACA